Messenger RNA from Rotaria sp. Silwood2, 1248 nucleotides. The record is from the annotation of a GenBank genome assembly. Lineage: Eukaryota; Metazoa; Rotifera; Eurotatoria; Philodinida; Philodinidae.
AUGGCUUCAAAACGUUUACAACGUCUUGAACAAGUCGAAAAAGGUGUGCUAAAUCUUUCUUUAGGCGGUCAAGCUAGUGAUGAUUCUGAUGAUGAUUCAAAACGUAAAAGUAAUAAGAAAAAACAUGCUCCACCAAAAACCAAACAACCAACUAAAGUAGCACCAUCAAAAACUGCAGUGUCCGAUGAUGACGAUAAUAAUAAUGACAAUGAAACAACAGCAAAACAUACUGUUCAACACAAUGAUUCAGAUGAUGAUAAAAAACGUAAUAAAAAUAAAAAUAAAAAAAAUAAAGGAAAAAAACAUAAUGAUGACGACGAUGGUGAUGAUGAACAAAUAUCUAUAAAACAAAGUUCUCUUCCAGCUGAUUCAGAUGAGGAUGAUCAUCGAAACAAGAAAAAAAAUAAAGGAAAAAAAGGACAAAAUAAAACUAAUGAUAAUGAAACAACUGAAACAACACACAAUGAAAAUAAAUCUGAGAGAAAAAAGCCCAAAGGUGGUAAAAAAAAUUUACCAUCCGAUAAUGAAGAUAAUAAUGAAGUCAAUGAUGUUCAACCAACAGUUGUUCAAAAAGAAGCUCAACAAGCUGAUGUGGAGUUUUCCGAUGAAUCAGAUGAUAAUGCACAAUCUAAGAAAAAAAAUGCUAAAAAACAAAAACAACAAAAAAAAGGUGGUAAAAAACAAACAACUAAAGUUGAAUCAGAAAAUGAAGAACAACAUAAAUCUAAAGAUGAAGAUGAAUCUAUUAUUAAUAAUCAAACAAUUGACGUAAAAGAAGUUUCACAAGCACCUCUUGAAUUUAGUGAUUCAGAUGAAGAUGAUAAAAAAAAACAAAAAUCAUCAAAGAAAAAACAAAAAAAUGUUACAUCUGAACAACCACAAUCAACUCCCGCUAAACAAGAACCUCCACCAACUGUUGUCGAGCCAGAACCUGUACCAACUGUUGUCGAGCCAGAACCUGUACCAACUAUUGUUCCACAAGAACCAGCACCAUCCGCUACUACUAAAUAUUGGGAAUAUACAUUUGAUGAAUGUUCAGCAAGAAUUCAUAUAUAUUUGAAUGGUCAAAAUAUGUGUAUUCAAUUUAAUGUGGGUUUAGGAGUAAGAACAAAACAAACCAAAAUAAUUCCAAUUCAACGUUGUAUUAGCGAUUUUGAUAAACGAUAUUAUUAUGGUGCUAUAAAUGCUAUUGAAUAUCUAGAUAGUUCAUCAUUUAUAGUUCCUCAACGAAAAAACGAAAGUUUAUGA